Molecule: messenger RNA, 1163 nt
Organism: Aphanomyces invadans
Lineage: Eukaryota; Oomycota; Saprolegniomycetes; Saprolegniales; Verrucalvaceae
Product: 2-oxoisovalerate dehydrogenase subunit beta, mitochondrial
Exons: 5
Coding region: 25-1056 (343 amino acids)
Biological process (GO): response to nutrient; branched-chain amino acid catabolic process
Molecular function (GO): catalytic activity
Source: RefSeq, a predicted model, not a curated record
UUUGCUGUAUCGUCCGUCGAUCGAAUGCUCGGUAGAUCGAUUGCCGGCAUGCGCCGCUUCGCGUCCACGGCGGCGCCUGCAACAGAGCGCAUGAACAUGUUCACAGCCUUGAACGAUGCCAUGCGCGUUGCCAUGGAAACAGACCCGACGGCUGCCGUCUUUGGCGAAGAUGUCGCUUUCGGAGGAGUGUUUCGUUGCACCGUGGAUCUUCGCGAACAGUUUGGGGAAGACCGCGUGUUCAACUCUCCUUUGUGCGAGCAAGGGAUUGCUGGAUUUGCCAUCGGGUACGCCUCGGUCGGACGCACCGCGAUCGCGGAAAUCCAGUUCGCCGACUACAUUUUCCCCGCAUUUGAUCAAAUUGUGAAUGAAGCCGCCAAGUUCCGCUACCGAUCGGGUAACCAGUGGGACUGCGGCAAGCUCACGUUCCGAGCGCCAUAUGGAGCUGUCGGCCACGGCGCGCAUUACCACUCACAGUCGCCCGAAGCGUACUUUGCCCACACCCCCGGACUCAAAGUCGUCAUUCCUCGCAACCCUGUGCAAGCCAAGGGCCUUCUCCUCGCGUCGAUUCGGGACCCCAAUCCGGUGGUGUUCUUUGAACCAAAGGCAUUGUACCGUGCGUCUGUGGCCGAAGUGCCCGUGGGUGAUUUCACCAUUCCCCUUGGCCAAGCCGAUAUAGUUCGCUCGGGCACGGACGUCACGCUUGUUGGCUGGGGGGCGCAAAUGCGUGUUUUGGAAGAGACGUGUGACAUGGCGGAAGAAGCAGGCGUGAGUUGCGAACUCAUCGACUUGCAGACGAUUCUGCCUUGGGAUGUCGACACCAUUGAACAGUCUGUGCGCAAGACCGGUCGACUAAUUGUGUCCCACGAAGCUCCCCGCACAGGUGGGUUCGCUGGGGAAAUUGCGUCGACGAUUCAAGAACGAUGUUUUUUGAGCUUGGAAGCACCGAUCAUGCGAGUAACGGGGUACGAUACUCCGUUUCCGCUGGCCCACGAAAAGUUUUACCUUCCGGACGCCCUCAAGAACUUUGAAGCGAUCAAGAAGAUCGUGAAUUAUUAAACCGUUUUUCAGAUCAAACUACAAUCGUUUGUCCGAGGGAAGUUUCCAUGGACGACGACUGCAUGUCGAUGAAAUUACAUGGCCAAGUUCAUGGUGACCUCGCAAUA